AUGUCUCUCCGCUGGGUCCCCGCCGGCCGCCACCUGCAGCAGCAGGCCAUCCUGCUCGAGCAGCGGCGGCGUCGCCAGCUCUCCACCGUCGUCGACCUCGCGCACCUCUCUUCCCCCGCCGCCGCUGCCGUCGACAUCGACCGCCUCCUCUCCUCCUCCAAGGAGGAGCUCCUCAAGUCCUACCGCGUCACUCCUCCCGUCCAUCCCUGGCCCAACCGCCUCCACCCGCAGCGGCUCGUCGCCAUGAUCCGCCGCCAGCAGGACCUUGAUCUCGCCGUCCGCAUCUUCCACCACGCCGGCGACUUCCACCCCGGCUUCUCCCACACCUACCGCACCUACCAUGCCCUCAUCGACAAGCUCUCCCGCGCCAGAUCCUUCCCCCAACUCGAACUCCUCCUCUCCCACCUCCGCCAUCGCUGCCGCCGAUCUUCUUCUUCUUCCUCCUUCCGGUGCGGGGAGGAGGCGUUCAUCGGGGUGAUCCGGAGCUACGGCCUGGCCGGGAAGCCGAGCGCCGCCCUGAGGACCUUCCUCUCCAUCCGCAGCGACUUCGGCGUCAAUGCCUCCGUGCGGUCCUUCAACGCGCUCCUCAACGCCAUGAUCCAGAACCGCCGCUACGAUCUCGUCGGCGUGCUCUUCCGGAACUGCUCCAGAAAGUUCGGCAUCGCCCCCAACGUCUUCACCUGCAACAUCCUCGUCAAGGCACUCUGCAAGAUGGGGAAUCUGGACGGCGCUCUCAAGGUACUCGAGGAAAUGCCUCUAUGGGGGAUGAUCCCCAAUCUGGUGACCUUCACCACGCUGGUGGGUGGCUUCUGCGGGAGAGGGGACCUCGAAGGAGCGAGGAGGAUCUUCUCCGAGAUGGUGGACAGAGGGAUCUCCCCCGACGCCACCGCCUUCACCGUUCUCAUGGAAGGGUACUGCGCGGAGAACAGGAUCAUGGAGGCGGUGAGGAUCAUGGACGAGAUGGCGGAGAACGGCGUCACCGCUGGCGAGGUGACCUACUCCCUCAUCAUCUCCGCUCUGUGCAACUCCGGCAAGCCGGUGGAAGCUCUGAAUCUCCUCCACGACAUGCUCGACGGCGGCCACCUCCCCGGGGCGCCGCUCUGCUGCAAGUUGUUCGACGAUUUGUGCCAUCAGGGGAAGGUGGAGGACGCCUACGGCGCUUGGAAGAAGCUGUUGAAGAAGAACUUCGCCCCCGAUGGCACCAUCGCCAGCACGCUCAUCCACUGGCUCUGCAAGAAGGGUAAGCUCUGGGAGGCAGAGGAGCUACUGCAGCUGGUAGAGGGCGGCGCCCCUGCGAGCCUUCUGCCCUACAACACCAUCAUCGCCGGAAUGUGCGAGCUGGGGGAGUUGCAGGAAGCCGGGAGGCUGUGGGACCGCAUGGAAGGGAAGGGCUGCUUCCCAAAUGCCUUCAGCUAUGGCGUCCUCAUCGGGGGAUUCUGCAGGGCGGGGAAGGCCAGGGAGGCUGUUGCAGUGCUGAGGGAAAUGGUAGAGAGGGGCCUGGUGCCGGAUGGUGCUACCUGCUCGGCUAUAGUUGAUGGGCUUGAUGAUGCAGCCGACAGAGAUGAAGUCACCCAAGUCCUUGGCCAAGGCCGGCAGAGCACUGCCGCCACCAGUGCUGCUUCUUCUUGA
This is a messenger RNA of Spirodela intermedia, 1629 nucleotides long. The record is from the annotation of a GenBank genome assembly. Lineage: Eukaryota; Viridiplantae; Streptophyta; Magnoliopsida; Alismatales; Araceae.